Molecule: messenger RNA, 326 nt
Organism: Owenia fusiformis
Lineage: Eukaryota; Metazoa; Annelida; Polychaeta; Sabellida; Oweniidae
Source: the annotation of a GenBank genome assembly
UAUGCAGAGGAAGACACAACAUGCGGCAUAAAUGUACAAGACUCAACAUGGCAACAACAUAACAGAAUUCCAAUAUAUGCAAAGAUAGAUAACAGACGUGAUGGUCCUCAGACACGGGAACUGACAAUUGGUAUGUCCGUAGUACAAGGCGCAAAAGAAUCUCAGUACAUUGAGCUAGAAAGGUGCAAUGUUCAUAUUGAAGACAGACUAAGGUUAGGAACAUGUUCAACGCUGAAUGAUCCUCAUCUGUCUACCUUUGACACAUGGAAUUAUGAGAAUCACUUUGAAGGCCAUUUUGUUCUAUACAAACACAAGACCCUACCGUU